GUUGGGCGAUAGCCCCGCGAGAUUCCCGCCGCCUCCCUCCCACGUCAUGUUUUCUCUUUGACAAGCUGCCGCCGCUGCGGAAAGAUCGCGGCUCUGGGCCGGGACCUGCCACCUUCGGACCCCGACCAGCUGCCGCUCCGCCUGGACCCUGGACUAAUGGCAGAAGAAUAAACAAAGAUGGCAGCUAUGGUGCCACCAGUGAAGCUGAAAUGGCUUGAACAUCUAAACAGUUCCUGGAUCACAGAAGACAGUGAAUCUAUUGCCACUAGGGAGGGAGUUUCUGUCCUGUAUUCUAAAUUAGUCAGCAAUAAGGAAGUAGUGCCCUUGCCCCAACAGGUUCUGUGCCUCAAAGGACCUCAGUUACCAGAUUUUGAACGUGAAUCCUUAUCCAGUGAUGAACAGGACCACUACUUGGAUGCCCUACUUAGCAGCCAGCUGGCACUGGCUAAGAUGGUGUGUUCAGAUUCUCCAUUUGCUGGAGCACUUCGAAAACGUCUGCUUGUGUUGCAGCGUGUCUUUUAUGCACUUUCUAAUAAAUAUCAUGAUAAAGGCAAGGUGAAACAGCAACAGCAUUCUCCAGAAAGCAGUUCUGGAUCAACAGAUGUCCAUUCUAUCAGUGAGCGUCCCAGGUCAAGUACAGAUGCUCUAAUAGAAAUGGGAGUCCGGACUGGACUAAGCUUGCUAUUUGCACUACUAAGACAAAGUUGGAUGAUGCCUGCUUCAGGACCUGGCCUAAGUCUUUGCAAUGAUGUCAUUCAUACUGCAAUAGAAGUUGUGAGCUCUUUGCCACCCUUAUCUCUAGCAAAUGAAAGUAAGAUUCCACCAAUGGGACUUGACUGUUUAUCACAAGUAACGACAUUUCUUAAAGGAGUAACUAUUCCUAACUCUGGGGCAGAUACUUUAGGUCGUAGGCUAGCAUCUGAGUUGCUUCUUGGUUUAGCUGCCCAGCGUGGUUCUCUGAGAUACCUUCUUGAAUGGAUAGAGAUGGCUCUAGGAGCAUCAGCAGUAGUAAAUGCAAUGGAGAAAAACAAAAUGCUGCCAAGUCAAGAAGGGAUGAUCAGUUUUGACUGCUUUAUGAAUAUAUUAACACAGAUGCGGAGAUCUUUGGGAUCAUCUGCUGAUCGAAGUCAGUGGAGGGAACCAACUAGAACACCUGAUGGUUUAUGCUCUCUCUAUGAGGCAGCUUUGUGUUUGUUUGAGGAGGUUUGUCGAAUGGCAUCAGACUAUUCUAGAACAUGUGCCAGCCCUGACAGUAUACAAACUGGUGAUGCUCCCAUUGUUUCUGAGACUUGUGAAGUAUAUGUUUGGGGUAGUAACAGCAGCCACCAGCUGGUAGAAGGAACACAAGAGAAAAUACUUCAGCCCAAACUAGCACCAAGUUUUUCUGAUGCACAAACUAUUGAAGCCGGACAAUAUUGUACUUUUGUCAUUUCCACGGAUGGUUCUGUCAGAGCCUGUGGUAAAGGCAGCUAUGGGAGGCUAGGACUUGGUGAUUCCAAUAACCAGUCCACACUGAAAAAAUUGACUUUUGAGCCUCACAGGUCUAUUAAAAAAGUAUCAUCUUCUAAAGGAUCUGAUGGUCACACUUUAGCAUUUACCACAGAGGGGGAAGUCUUCAGCUGGGGUGAUGGUGACUAUGGAAAACUGGGACAUGGAAAUAGCUCAACACAGAAAUAUCCCAAACUUAUUCAGGGUCCUUUACAAGGAAAGAUAGUUGUAUGUGUGUCAGCUGGAUACAGACACAGUGCUGCUGUUACAGAAGAUGGAGAGUUGUAUACUUGGGGUGAAGGAGACUUUGGAAGACUAGGUCAUGGUGACAGCAAUAGCCGUAACAUUCCCACUUUAGUCAAAGACAUUAGCAAUGUAGGAGAAGUUUCCUGUGGCAGUUCACACACAAUAGCGCUAUCCAAAGAUGGAAGAACAGUAUGGUCAUUUGGAGGAGGAGAUAAUGGUAAACUUGGCCAUGGUGAUACCAAUAGAGUAUAUAAACCUAAAGUUAUAGAAGCUUUACAAGGAAUGUUUAUUCGCAAAGUGUGUGCUGGGAGCCAAUCUUCACUUGCCUUGACAUCAACAGGACAGGUAUAUGCAUGGGGCUGUGGUGCAUGCCUGGGCUGUGGUUCUUCAGAAGCUACUGCUCUUAGACCCAAGCUGAUUGAAGAGCUGGCUGCUACAAGAAUAGUUGAUACUUCAAUUGGUGACAGCCAUUGUUUGGCACUUUCUCAUGAUAAUGAAGUUUAUGCUUGGGGUAACAAUUCCAUGGGACAGUGCGGUCAGGGAAAUUCCACUGGUCCCAUUACUAAACCAAAGAAAGUAAGUGGUUUAGACGGAAUAGCAAUUCAGCAGAUUUCAGCUGGCACUUCUCAUAGCCUUGCCUGGACAGCCCUUCCAAGGGACAGACAAGUUGUUGCAUGGCACAGACCAUACUGUGUAGACCUUGAAGAAAGUACCUUCUCCCAUCUCCGGUCCUUUCUUGAGCGGUACUGUGAUAAAAUUAACAGCGAGAUUCCCCCUCUUCCUUUCCCUUCAUCAAGAGAACAUCACAAUUUCCUGAAGUUGUGCCUGAAGUUGCUUUCUAAUCAUCUUGCUCUUGCGUUAGCUGGAGGAGUAGCUACUAGCAUUCUUGGAAGGCAGGCAGGCCCACUUCGGAAUUUGCUGUUUAGGUUGAUGGACUCCUCUGUCCCAGAUGAAAUACAGGAAGUUGUAAUUGAGACGCUGUCAGUAGGUGCAACUAUGUUACUACCUCCAUUGCGAGAAAGAAUGGAAUUGCUGCAUUCUCUUCUACCCCAAGGCCCUGAUAGAUGGGAGAGCUUAUCGAAGGGGCAGAGAAUGCAGUUGGAUAUUAUUCUGACGAGUUUGCAAGAUCAUACCCAUGUAGCCUCACUACUUGGUUAUAGUUCACCAUCUGAUGCAACAGAAGUUUCUUCACUAUCUGUUGGCUAUGGAAACCUCUCUGAUCAAACAUAUGGUGUCCAGAGCAGCCAUCCAGAUACUCAUCUAGCUGAAAUUUUAAUGAAGACUCUGCUAAGAAAUUUAGGAUUUUACACGGAUCAAGCCUUUGGAGAGUUGGAAAAGAAUAGUGAUAAGUUUUUACUUGGGACGUCAUCAUCUGAAAACAGCCAACCUGCUCAUCUUCAUGAGCUGUUGUGUUCACUGCAGAAACAAUUGCUGGCUUAUUGUCAUAUCAACAGUGUUAGUGAGAAUUCUAGCAGUGUUGCACUGCUACACAAACACCUCCAGCUUUUACUGCCUCAUGCUACAGAUAUCUAUUCACGUUCUGCAACUCUUCUUAAGGAAAGUUCUUGGAAUGGCAGUGUUGGGGAAAAACUAAGAGAUGUAGUUUAUGUAUCUGCAGCUGGCAGUAUGCUGUGCCAGAUUGUUAACUCAUUGUUGUUACUGCCCGUGUCAGUGGCCCGGCCUUUAUUGAGUUAUCUGCUAGAUCUGUUGCCACCUCUUGAUCGCCUUAAUAGACUGUUACCUGCUGCUGCCCUAUUAGAAGAUCAGGAAUUACAGUGGCCGCUUCAUGGUGGAACUGAACUAAUUGAUCCUGCUGGAGUGCCCUUACCUCAGCCUGCCCAAUCUUGGGUAUGGCUUGUUGAUCUAGAGAGAACUGUAGCUCUGCUUAUUGGACGCUGUCUUGGUGGAAUGCUUCAGGGAUCCCACGUGUCCCCAGAGGAACAGGAUACAGCCUAUUGGUUGAAAACACCACUGUUCAGUGAUGGAGUGGAAAUGGACAUUCCUCAUUUAGACAAAUGCAUGAGUUCCCUGUUGGAAGUGGCCCUCUCUGGAAAUGAGGAACAGAAGCCAUUUGAUUAUAAGCUGCGACCUGAGAUUGGUGUCUUCGUUGAUUUGGCCUUGGGUUGUACAAAAGAGCCAGCCCGUAGUCUCUGGCUCAGUAUGCAAGACUAUGCUGUUAGUAAAGAUUGGGACAGUGCAACCUUAAGUAACGAGUCACUCUUGGAUACUGUGUCUAGAUUUGUUCUUUCAGCUCUUUUGAAACACACAAAUUUACUUAGUCAAGCUUGUGGUGAGAGCAGAUAUCAGCCUGGCAAAGCCCUGGCAGAAGUAUACCGCUGUGUGUAUAAAGUUCGGAGUCGCUUGCUUGCUUGCAAAAACAUGGAACUUAUUCAAACUAGGUCAUCCUCAAGAGACAGAUGGAUGUCAGAAAACCAGGAGUCUGCAGAUAUUGAUCCCCAAGAGCAUUCUUUUACUCGGACCAUUGAUGAAGAAGCUGAAAUGGAGGAGCAGGCAGAGAGAGACAGAGAAGAGGGGCAUCCAGAACAAGAAGAUGAAGAGGAGGAAAGAGAGCAUGAAGUCAUGACAGCCGGAAAAAUAUUUCAAUGUUUCCUAUCAGCCCGUGAAGUAGCUCGCAGUCGGGAUCGAGAUAGGAUGAACACUGGAAAUGGGACUAGAGUUGAUGAUCAGCCUCCUCAGUCCCAACAGGAACGAAGAGUUAGCACAGAUCUUCCGGAGGGUCAAGAUGUGUACACUGCUGCAUGCAACUCUGUGAUCCAUAGAUGUGCCUUGUUGAUCUUAGGAGUAAGCCCUGUUAUUGAAGAGCUCCAAAAACGAAGGGAGGAAGGACAGUUGCAGCAAACUUCAACUAGUACACCUGAAGGGAUUGGACUCAUGACUAGGAGUGAAAGUCUUACUGCAGAGAGUCGUUCAACCCACUCUAGUUCAAACUAUAGGCUGAUCAAAUCGAGGAGUGAAUCUGAUUUAUCUCAGCCUGAAUCAGAUGAAGAGGGUUACUCACUGAGUGGAAGACGAAAUGUUGAUUUGGAUUUGGCAUCCUCACAUAGAAAGAAGGGAGCAAUGCACAGUCAAGUGGAACCGCUAAGUGACUCAUGGGCUCGACUAAAACACAGCAGAGAUUGGUUGUACAGCUCCUCUUACUCAUUUGUUGAAUCUGAUUUUGAUCUUUCAAAAUCCCUUGGAGUUCAUACUUUGAUUGAAAAUGUUGUCAGUUUCGUAAGUGGAGAUGUAGGAAACUCACCAGGUUUUAAGGAACCAGAGGAAAGUAUGUCCACUAGUCCCCAGGCUUCAGUUAUUGCAAUGGAACAGCAGCAGCUGAGGGCCGAGCUUCGUUUGGAAGCACUUCAUCAGAUCCUAGUAUUGCUGUCAGGGAUGGAGGAGAAAGGUAGUGCCCCAUUAAUGGGAAGCCGUCAAGGGCCAGCAUUUCAGUCUUCCUCACUGCUUACUUCUGUUAGACUACAGUUUCUAGCUGGAUGCUUUGGCUUGGGCACUGUUGGACAUGCAGGAGCCAAAGGGGAGAGUGUCCGAUUGCAUCACUAUCAGGAUGGUAUCCGAGCAGCCAAGAGAAAUAUUCAGAUUGAAAUCCAAGUGGCUGUGCACAAGAUUUACCAGCAAUUAUCUGUUACAUUGGAGAGAGCUCUGCAAGCAAAUAAACACCACAUAGAAGCACAACAGCGCCUCCUGUUGGUAACUGUCUUUGCUCUAAGUGUACACUAUCAGCCUGUUGAUGUCUCCUUGGCCAUUUCCACUGGUCUACUAAAUGUACUAUCACAGUUGUGUGGCACAGACACCAUGCUGGGACAGCCACUGCAAUUAUUGCCCAAAACUGGUAUUUCUCAACUCAGCACUGCUUUGAAAGUGGCUAGUACAAGGUUGCUUCAAAUCCUUGCCAUUACCACAGGAACUUAUGCUGAUAAAUUGAGUCCCAAAGUGGUCCAGUCUUUGCUGGAUCUGCUAUGCAGUCAGUUGAAGAACCUGUUAUCACAAGCUGGUGUGAUGCUUAUGGCUUCCUUCGGAGAAGGUGAAGGUGAGGAAGAUGAGGAAGAAGAAGAAGAAGAAGAAAAGAAGUUAGAUUCAAAUGGAGAUAAUGAGAAGAAAGACUUCAGAGCUGCACUCCGGAAGCAACAUGCAGCAGAAUUGCACCUGGGAGACUUUUUAGUCUUUCUACGAAGAGUUGUUUCUUCAAAAGCCAUUCAGUCAAAAAUGGCUUCUCCAAAAUGGACAGAGGUGCUUCUUAAUAUUGCAUCUCAAAAGUGUUGUUCAGGAGUACCUCUAGUGGGCAACCUAAGGACCAGACUCCUUGCACUUCAUGUACUAGAAGCUGUGUUGCCUGCGUGUGAAUCUGGUGUUGAAGAUGAUCAGAUGGCUCAGGUUGUUGAACGAUUGUUCUCACUUCUGUCUGACUGCAUGUGGGAGACACCGAUAGCUCAGGCUAAAUAUGCAAUUCAAAUAAAAGAGAGAGAACAAGAAAUGAAGCUGCAGAAGCAGGGAGAAUCUGAAGAAGAGGACGAGAAUCUUCCUAUACAGGAAGUGUCCUUUGAUCCUGAGAAAGCUCAAUGCUGCAUAGUAGAGAAUGGGCAGAUUUUAACUCAUGGCAGUGGAGGUAAAGGAUACGGACUAGCAUCCACAGGAGUCACUUCUGGGUGUUAUCAGUGGAAGUUCUAUAUUGUGAAGGAAAAUCGAGGCAAUGAAGGCACAUGCGUAGGAGUGUCUCGCUGGCCAGUACAUGACUUUAACCAUCGCACUACCUCAGAUAUGUGGCUGUAUAGAGCCUACAGUGGUAACCUGUAUCAUAAUGGGGAACAGACUUUGACUCUGUCCAGUUUUACCCAAGGAGACUUCAUCACAUGUGUAUUAGAUAUGGAAGCUAGAACUAUUUCCUUUGGUAAAAAUGGAGAGGAGCCAAAACUAGCUUUUGAAGAUGUGGAUGCAGCAGAAUUAUACCCUUGUGUAAUGUUUUAUAGCAGUAACCCAGGGGAAAAGGUGAAAAUUUGUGAUAUGCAGAUGCGUGGCACCCCAAGGGACUUGCUACCUGGUGACCCUAUCUGUAGUCCUGUUGCUGCAGUGCUGGCAGAGGCCACUAUCCAACUUAUCCGCAUCCUUCAUCGUGCAGACCGUUGGACGCACUGCAUCAAUAAAAAAAUGAUGGAACGGCUACACAAAAUCAAAAUGUGCCUUAAAGAAGCAGGUCAAAAACUGAAGAAAAGUCGCUCGGUCCAAAGUCGAGAUGAGAAUGACAUGAGAGAGGAGAAAGAGAAUAAAGAAGAGGAGAAAAAUAAACAUAGUAGACAUGGUCUUGCUGACCUCUCGGAACUUCAGCUUAAGACUCUCUGUGUAGAGGUGUGGCCUGUGCUUGCAGUAAUUGGUGGAGUUGAUGCUGGUCUUAGAGUUGGAGGCCGAUGUGUACACAAGCAAACUGGACGUCAUGCCACUUUACUUGGAGUAGUCAAAGAGGGCAGUACGUCUGCUAAGGUCCAGUGGGAUGAAGCAGAGAUUACUAUCAGCUUCCCAACUUUUUGGUCGCCUAGUGAUACUCCAUUGUAUAAUCUGGAGCCCUGUGAACCACUGCCUUUUGAUGUUGCAAGAUUCCGUGGACUGACAGCUACUGUGUUGCUGGACCUUACCUAUCUGACUGGUAUUCAUGAAGACAUGGGGAAACAAAGUGCCAAGAGACAUGAGAAAAAACACAGACAUGAGACUGAAGAUAAAGGGGACAUUGAACAAAAAACGGAGGGGGACACUGGAUCAGAUAUGCGAUCACUACUAAGUGCUGAUGAUAUCAGAGGACCUAUCACCACGUGUUCCAAGUCAGAAAAUGAAAUAGCUUCCUUCUCUUUAGAACCAACACCACUAGGUAUGGAGUCCCAGCAUCAACCCAUAGAAGGAAAAAGAAAGAAUCAUGAACACAUACCAAGAAAUCAUGAUGUAGUACAGUCAGAAAUCAGAGCAGUACAGUUAUCCUAUCUUUACCUUGGUGCUAUGAAAUCGCUGAGUGCUCUUCUUAGUUGUAGUAAAUAUGCUGAGUUACUACUGAUACCAAAAGUCCUUGCAGAAAAUGGUCACAAUUCUGAUUGUGCUAGUUCUCCAGUUGUUCAUGAAGAUGUUGAAAUGCGUGCUGCAUUGCAGUUCCUGAUGCGACACAUGGUGAAAAGGGCAGUCAUGCGUUCACCAAUAAAGAGAGCUCUAGGACUAGCAGAUUUGGAACGAGCACAAGCCAUGAUCUACAAGUUAGUGGUUCAUGGGCUGUUGGAGGACCAGUUUGGUGGCAAGAUUAAACAAGAAGUAGACCAGCAAGCAGAAGAAAGUGAACAAGCUCAACAGGCCCAAACACCAGUUACUACCAGUCCUUCUGCUUCUAGUACUACAUCUUUUAUGAGCAGCUCUCUGGAGGAUACUACUACUGCUACUACCCCAGUAACAGAUACUGAAACAGUGCCAGCUUCAGAAUCACCUGGAGUUAUGCCUCUUAGUCUUCUUAGGCAAAUGUUCUCAAGUUACCCAACCACUACAGUACUUCCAACACGACGUGCACAAACUCCUCCAAUAUCCUCCUUACCAACAUCUCCUUCUGAUGAAGUGGGAAGGAGGCAGAGUCUGACCUCUCCUGAUUCCCAGUCCGCAAGACCUGCCAAUCGUACAGCUUUGUCAGAUCCAAGUAGUCGGCUUUCAACUUCUCCUCCUCCACCUGCCAUUGCUGUUCCAUUGUUAGAAAUGGGAUUCUCUCUCAGGCAAAUUGCAAAAGCUAUGGAAGCCACAGGUGCAAGAGGAGAAGCGGAUGCUCAGAAUAUCACAGUGCUGGCCAUGUGGAUGAUAGAGCAUCCUGGGAAUGAAGAAGAUGAAGAGCCCCAGUCAGAAGGAACUGCAGAUUCACAUCAUGGGACAAUAGUUUCUGGAAGCAGUGGAAAAUCUAGUGAACAGUGUUAUUUACAAUCACCAGGAGAUAUCCCUUCAGCUGAUGCCACUGAAAUGGAGGAAGGUUUCAGUGAAAGUCCUGAUAAUAUGGAUCAUGCAGAGAAUGCAGCUUCUGGAAGUGGACCCCCCUCAAGAGGUCGGUCAGCAGUAACAAGGAGACACAAAUUUGACUUAGCUGCCCGGACAUUGCUAGCACGUGCUGCGGGAUUAUACCGCUCCGUACAGGCUCACAGAAAUCAGAGUCGGAGAGAGGGAAUAUCUUUGCAGCAAGAUCCAGGAGCCUUAUAUGACUUCAACUUGGAUGAAGAGUUAGAAAUUGACCUUGAUGAUGAAGCAAUGGAAGCAAUGUUUGGACAGGAUCUGGCCAGUGAUAAUGAUAUUCUGGGAAUGUGGAUCCCAGAGGUAUUGGAUUGGCCUACCUGGCAUGUUUGUGAGUCUGAAGACAGAGAAGAAGUGGUGGUUUGUGAAUUGUGUGAAUCCAGUGUUGUCAGCUUCAAUCAACACAUGAAAAGAAAUCACCCUGGUUGUGGCCGUAGUGCAAAUCGACAAGGCUAUCGUAGCAAUGGUUCCUAUGUGGAUGGAUGGUUCGGUGGUGAAUGUGGAAGUGGAAAUCCAUACUACCUAUUGUGUGGCAGCUGCAGAGAGAAAUAUUUGGCCUUGAAAAGUAAAUCCAAGACAUCAACAUCAGAAAGGUACAAAGGCCAGGCUCCUGACUUAAUAGGCAAGCAAGACAGUGUCUAUGAAGAAGACUGGGAUAUGUUGGAUGUUGAUGAAGAUGAAAAGCUGACAGGAGAAGAGGAAUUUGAGUUACUGGCUGGCCCCCUGGGGUUAAAUGAUCGCCGUAUUGUACCUGAGGCAGUUCAGUUCCCUGACAGUGAUCCACUAGGAGCAUCAGUUGCAAUGGUCACGGCCACCAACAGUAUGGAGGAGACUUUGAUGCAGAUAGGCUGUCACGGCUCCAUAGAAAAAAGUUCUUCUGGCAGGAUAACCCUGGGGGAACAAGCUGCUGCUCUAGUAAAUCCACAUGACCGUGUUAUGGCACUAAGAAGAGUGACAGCAGCAGCCCAAGUACUUCUUGCAAGAACCAUGGUUAUGAGAGCACUCUCACUAUUGUCUGUCAGUGGGUCCAGUUGUAGUCUUGCGGCUGGUCUUGAGUCCUUGGGUUUAACGGAUAUCCGAACUUUGGUUCGAUUAAUGUGCCUGGCUGCAGCAGGGAGAGCAGGCCUUUCAACAAGUCCAUCCACUAUGUCCAGUACUACAGAGCGUUCUAGAGGAGUACAUAGUAAAACAAGCAAGCCUAUAUCUUGCCUGGCGUACCUGAGUACAGCCGUAGGCUGUUUGGCAUCAAAUACUCCUAGUGCUGCAAAACUGCUGGUACAGUUGUGUACACAGAACUUGAUUUCUGCUGCGACUGGUGUAAAUUUGACUACAGUUGAUGAUCCAAUUCAAAGAAAAUUUUUGCCAAGCUUUCUGCGAGGAAUUGCAGAAGAAAACAAGCUUGUAACAUCGCCCAACUUUGUGGUAACUCAGGCACUUGUAGCAUUGUUGGCAGACAAAGGGGCCAAAUUGAGGCCGAACUAUGAUAAAGCAGAAAUUGAAAAGAAAGGCCCUCUGGAGCUGGCUAAUGCAUUAGCAGCUUGCUGCCUUUCCUCAAGGUUGUCUUCACAACAUAGGCAGUGGGCUGCACAGCAGCUUGUGCGAACUCUUGCAGCACAUGACCGAGACAACCAAAUUAGCCCUCAGACCCUUGCUGAUAUGGGUGGAGAUCUACGAAAAUGCUCCUUCAUAAAACUGGAGGCUCAUCAGAACAGGGUCAUGACAUGUUUUUGGUGCAAUAAAAAGGGACUUUUGGCAACUAGUGGAAAUGAUGGGACUAUAAGAGUGUGGAAUGUAACAAAGAAGCAGUAUUCAUUGCAGCAAACAUGUGUAUUCAACAAAUUAGAAGGUGAUUCAGAAGAAAGUCUGGGAUCACCCAGUGACCCUAGCUUGUCUCUUAUCUGUUGGAGCAUCAGUGGCAAGUAUCUGGCUGGAGCUUUGGAAAAAAUGGUGAACAUAUGGCAAGUCAAUGGAGGAAAAGGAUUACUAGACCUUCAGCCACAUUGGGUAUCUGCUCUAGCUUGGCCAGAAGAAGGGCCAUCUGCAGCAUGGACAGGAGACACUCCAGAAGUAUUAUUAGUAGGUCGUAUGGAUGGAUCUCUUGGGCUUAUUGAAGUUGUAGAUCUUUCAACCAUGCAUCGAUUAGAACUGGAGCAUUGCUACAGAAAGGAUGUUUCUGUCACAUGCCUUGCGUGGUUCAGUGAAGACAGACCAUUUGCAGUUGGCUAUUCAGAUGGAAAAUUGCUGAUAGGUACGAAGGAGCCACUUGAAAAAGGAGGAAUUGUUCUAGUUGAUGCACAUAAGGACACCAUUGUUAGUGUGAAGUGGGAUCCAACUGGUAAGAUUCUCAUGACAUGUGCCAAAGAAGAAACGGUGAAACUCUGGAGAUAUAUGGGGGGAUGCUGGAGACGUUUGCAUUCACUCUCCCAUCCAGCUAUUGUGAAUAGUAUUACCUGGUGCAACCUUCCAGGGAAAGGACCCAAGCUGCAGUUGUUACUGGCUACAGGAUGCCAGAAUGGCUUAGUGUGUGUUUGGAGUGUUCCCCAGGAUAUGCUGAUCAUGUUGCAGUCCAGCUCAAGUAGUGCAGAAGGAUGGUGGGAACAGGAAACAAGUGGCAAGGAUGGAUACAGAAAAGCAGUGGAUGCCAAGUGCAUUUAUCAGCUGAGAGGACAUAUUACUCCUGUUCGGACUGUGGCCUUCAGCUCUGAUGGACUGGUAUUAGUGUCUGGUGGGCUCGGUGGGCUCAUGAACAUUUGGUCUUUACGGGAUGGCUCUGUAUUACAAAGUGUUGUGAUCGGUUCUGGAGCUAUUCAGACUGCAGUAUGGAUCCCUGAUGUUGGAGUAGCUGCUUGCUCAAAUAGAUCAAAGGAUGUGUUGGUGGUGAAUUGCACAUCAGAGUGGAUAUCUUCCAAUCAUGUCCUUGCAACAUGUAGGACUGCACUGAAACAACAGGGAGUUUUAGGAUUAAAUGUGGCCCCUUGCAUGAGGGCUUUCUUGGAACGUUUGCCAAUAAUGCUUCAGGAACAGUAUGCCUAUGAAAAGCCCCAUGUGGUCUGUGGAGAUCAGCUUGUUCAUAGCCCUUAUAUGCAGUGCCUGGCUUCACUUGCUGUGGGGCUUCACCUCGAUCAGCUUUUGUGCAAUCCACCAAUACCGCCUCAUCACCAGAACUGCCUCCCUGAUCCCUCAGCUUGGAAUCCUACAGAGUGGGCCUGGUUAGAAUGUUUUUCAACUACUAUAAAAGCUGCUGAAGCUCUGGCCAAAGGAGCACAGUUUCCAGAAUCCUUUACUGUUCCAGAUCUGGAGCCUGUGCCAGAGGAUGAGCUUACACUUCUAAUGGAUAACAGUAAAUGGAUUAAUGGUAUGGAUGAGCAGAUUAUGUCCUGGGCAACAUCAAGGCCUGAGGAUUGGCACCUUGGUGGCAAAUGUGAUGUGUAUCUAUGGGGAGCAGGGCGCCAUGGGCAGCUAACAGAAGCUGGUAGAAAUGUCAUGAUACCAGUAGCAGCACCUUCAUUCUCACAGGCUCAACAGGUUAUUUGUGGUCAGAACUGUACUUUUGUCAUUCAAGCUAACGGUACAGUUUUGGCUUGUGGAGAAGGGAGUUAUGGCAGAUUGGGACAAGGAAAUUCUGAUGACCUUCAUGUGUUAACUGUUAUUUCAGCACUUCAAGGUUUUGUUGUAACACAGCUAGUGACCUCUUGUGGAUCUGAUGGACAUUCCAUGGCUUUGACAGAAAGUGGUGAGGUCUUUAGCUGGGGCGAUGGAGAUUAUGGUAAACUGGGCCAUGGGAACAGUGACAGACAGCGCAGACCCAGGCAAAUAGAGGCCUUACAAGGAGAAGAAGUGGCACAGAUGUCAUGUGGCUUUAAACACUCAGCAGUGGUGACCGCGGAUGGCAAAUUGUUUACAUUUGGAAAUGGUGACUAUGGUCGACUGGGUCUAGGAAACACUUCCAACAAGAAACUUCCUGAAAGAGUGACAGCACUGGAGGGUUAUCAGAUUGGACAGGUGGCCUGUGGACUAAACCAUACUGUAGUUGUGUCCACAGAUGGCUCAAUGGUGUGGGCUUUUGGAGAUGGAGAUUAUGGAAAACUUGGUCUGGGAAAUUCCACAGCAAAAUCCUCACCACAGAAAGUGGAUAUUCUUUGUGGAAUUGGAAUAAAGAAAGUUGCCUGUGGAACGCAGUUUUCUGUUGCAUUGACAAAAGAUGGUCAUGUAUAUACUUUUGGACAAGAUCGGCUGAUUGGCUUGCCUGAGGGCCGAGCUCGAAAUCACAACAGACCACAGCAAGUUCCAGUGCUGUCAGGAAUAUUCAUUGAAGAUAUAGCUGUAGGAGCAGAGCAUACACUAGCUUUAUCAUCAUCUGGUGAUGUGUAUGCCUGGGGUAGCAACUCAGAAGGGCAGCUUGGACUGGGCCAUACCAACCAUGUCAGAGAACCCACCUUAAUAACUGUUCUACAAGGAAAGAAUAUUCGACAGAUCUCAGCAGGACGUUGUCACAGUGCCGCCUGGACUGCCCCACCUGUCCCACCGAGAGCUCCAGGUGUGUCAGUGCCUUUACAGCUUGGUUUACCUGAUGCCAUUCCACCACAGUAUGGGGCACUGAAGGAAGUGAGCAUUCAUACAGUGAGAGCGAGACUCAGACUGCUGUAUCAUUUUUCAGACCUCAUGUACUCUUCAUGGAGAUUACUUAAUCUCAGCCCCAAUAACCAGAACAGCACAUCUCAUUACAAUGCUGGAACAUGGGGAAUAGUCCAAGGACAACUAAGACCAUUAUUGGCACCAAGAGUCUACACACUUCCCAUGGUACGCUCCAUUGGAAAAACCAUGGUUCAGGGGAAAAACUACGGGCCUCAAAUUACUGUAAAAAGAAUAUCAACCAGAGGUCGGAAAUGUAAGCCUAUUUUUGUACAAAUAGCAAGACAAGUGGUAAAGCUGAAUGCUUCAGAUCUUCGCCUACCUUCCCGUGCCUGGAAAGUGAAAUUGGUUGGAGAAGGGGCUGAUGAUGCAGGGGGCGUGUUUGAUGACACUAUUACAGAAAUGUGCCAGGAACUUGAAACUGGUGUGGUAGACCUGCUUAUUCCUUCCCCAAAUGCUACCGCUGAAGUAGGCUACAAUAGGGAUAGGUUUCUUUUUAACUCUUCAGCCUGUUUAGAUGAACAUCUGAUGCAGUUUAAGUUCUUAGGCAUUCUGAUGGGCGUGGCGAUUCGUACCAAGAAGCCUUUAGAUCUUCAUUUGGCCCCAAUGGUUUGGAAGCAACUUUGUUGUAUCCCACUUACUUUGGAAGAUUUAGAGGAGGUGGACUUGCUAUAUGUGCAGACCCUCAACAGCAUUCUUCACAUUGAAGACAGUGGGAUUACUGAAGAGAAUUUCCAUGAGAUGAUUCCUCUAGAUUCCUUUGUCGGACAAAGUGCUGAUGGUAAAAUGGUUCCCAUAAUUCCUGGUGGGAACAGUAUCCCACUUACCUUUUCAAACAGGAAAGAAUAUGUGGAGAGGGCAAUUGAGUACAGACUUCAUGAAAUUGACCGUCAGGUGGCUGCUGUGAGAGAAGGAAUGUCUUGGAUUGUUCCAGUUCCCUUGUUGUCUCUUCUGACGGCUAAGCAAUUGGAACAGAUGGUUUGUGGAAUGCCAGAAAUCUCAGUUGAGGUCCUGAAGAAAGUUGUGCGGUACAGAGAGGUUGAUGAACAGCAUCAGUUAGUUCAGUGGUUCUGGCACACCCUCGAAGAGUUUUCAAAUGAGGAAAGAGUCCUUUUCAUGAGGUUUGUGUCAGGAAGAUCUCGAUUGCCAGCAAACACUGCUGAUAUCUCUCAGCGAUUCCAAAUAAUGAAGGUUGAUAGGCCUUAUGACAGCUUGCCUACCUCACAGACUUGUUUCUUUCAACUGAGGCUUCCACCGUACUCCAGUCAACUAAUCAUGGCAGAGCGUUUGCGGUAUGCAAUCAAUAAUUGCAGGUCUAUAGAUAUGGACAAUUACAUGCUCUCGCGCAAUGUGGACAAUGCAGAGGGUUCGGACACAGAUUAUUAACUUUCUGUGAACAAAAUCAUCUUCCUUUUAUUACAAAUAGUGCCCUAAGUCCAAUUCAAUGUUGACACAAUUUUAUGGUAACCAUUGAUGUUUUAGGAGCAUAAACAGACAUUAAUAAGCAGUGGCCACAUUUUAGUUACUCUAAAUGUAACAACAAAUUAGAUGUUUUUAUUUUUUGGUGAUUGUUUAAAAAAAAAAGGGCAAAAACCCCCCCAAAAGUGCAGUCAGUAAGUUUUUUCCAUAUUUUGGUCACUUUUGAUAAUUUUGCAUGGAGCCAUUUUGGUGCAUUUUUUGUUGGGAAUGGUACAUUUGUAAGCCCUCCCAGUGAACAUGAAGAGUUGUACAUUGUGUAUAAUUGUUCAUUAGCAAGGACAGUUUUACAUGAAUAGUCCUAUAUUUAUUUUGUUUUAAUUUGAAUUGCCUGUGCAGGGUUCCUUAUGCGGAGAAAAUAAAGCAAAUACAAGAAUGAA
This is a messenger RNA of Chrysemys picta bellii (western painted turtle), 15251 nucleotides long. It is a transcript of the gene HERC1, whose product is annotated as HECT and RLD domain containing E3 ubiquitin protein ligase family member 1. NCBI's taxonomy places the organism in Eukaryota, Metazoa, Chordata, Testudines, Emydidae. Gene Ontology annotation, molecular function: protein binding; ubiquitin-protein transferase activity. The record is from RefSeq and is a predicted model, not a curated record.